AUGAGGCCAUCAACUCAGCUGUUGGCCCUGGUGCCGGCUGUUUUGCUCGUGCCGGCCCAUGGCUCGCCGCCUCUCGUGAAGAGACAGGGCACCGCUGGAAAUUUGGUAGACGACCAAGCCCUGCAGGACGCCGUCACAAUCGAGGGCCUCCUUGGUCACGCCCAAGACCUCGAAGACAUUGCGUACGCGACGGAGGGUCGUAACCGCGUUGUCGGCAGCGAGGGACACAACAACACCGUCAAGUACUUGGUCGAGCAGCUCGAGGCGCUCGGUGGAUAUUACGAUGUCGAGCUUGACCCCUUCCAAUACACGCUGCAGAAGGGAGUGUCCAACUUCUCGGUCAACGGCGCCACCUACAGCUCUGCUGGCCUUGAAUACUCGCCCGAGAUCAGUAUAGAGGGUGUCCCUCUUGUCCCAGUGGCGAACCUGGGGUGUAGCGCAGAAGACUUCCCAGCUGAAGUAUCGGGUGCCGUUGCUCUUAUCUCAAGAGGCACCUGCACUUUUGCCGACAAGUCCUACUUUGCCGGUCAGUCCGGGGCCGUGGCGGCGGUCAUUUACAACAAUUUGCCAGGACUUUUUGACUCCGGGACGCUUGGUGGAGAGAACGCCUCGUUCGUCGCGACUGCGGCGGUGUCACAAGAGGAUGGCCUUGCCCUGGUUGCGUCGUACAGCAACACCACUCUGGCCAGUGACCUAGAUAUUGUCACUGUCUUCAGCACAGUCUACAGCAACAACGUGAUCGCCACUACUGCCCAUACCAACUCCUCGGAUAUCCUCUUUCUCGGCGCACACUCCGACUCGGUCGCAGCUGGUCCUGGCAUCAAUGACAACGGUAGUGGGUCCUCAGGCAUCCUUGAGGUGGCCAUCCAGCUGGCAAAGGGAGGAUGGAGCACCAUUCCUGCCGUCCGCUUUGGCUGGUGGACUGCCGAGGAGGAAGGCCUCCUCGGAGCAGAGUCAUAUGUCACCAAGACAUCUGCCGCCGAGCUUUCCCGCAUCAGGCUGUAUCUCAACUUCGACAUGAUCGCUUCGCCCAACUUCAAGCUCGGGAUUUACGACGGAGACGGCAGCGAGUUCGGGCUCUCCGGCCCGGCUGGCUCUGACCUUACCGAGGCACUGUUUGAAGAUUGGUUCGACAGCAUUGGCCAGAAUCACUCUGCUUCCGAGUUCAACGGCCGUAGUGACUACGGGCCCUUCCUGGAUGUUGGUAUCCCCUCUGGAGGACUGGACACCGGGGCAGAUGACAUCAAGACCGAGGAGGACGUUGAGAAGUUUGGCGGGGUCGUCGGGGCCCAGGCCGAUCCUAACUACCACUCGGCCGCGGACAAUGUCACCAACCUCUCGCUGGAGGCCUUUGAGAUUAUGGGCAAGGGUAUCGCACACGCAGUGGCGUUUUACGGUGCCAAUGGCUUCGCGGGAUACCCGGAGAGGAACUCCACAGCCAGCUUGAAGAGCCGGGGCUCGGUCGAGAGCAAGCCUAGACAGACGGAUCUGCACCCACGCCGUCUCCCUCCGGGUUUGUUCGGCCCCAACGUUCUGGUUCAAAAGAUACCCACUGGAAACCCGAGGAUCUUUCGGUUCGGUCGCUGGGGAGCGCAGCCUCACUCGCUGCUGCUUUACAGAUCAAACGGGCAGGCCCUGUUGCCCGCAAACCACCGCCAUACUUUGGUCGACAAGCCCGGCACCAAGACAAAACCAAUGCUGAGCUGGGUGCAGAUCGUGGCCACCCCCACGGCUGACACGCCGGGGGCGUGCGUGCUUCUUCACUUCGACAACCGCCGAUAUAUAUUCGGCCACAUCUGCGAGGGCACGCAGCGCAUAAUGAACCAGCGGAAAAUCGGGGUUAGCAAGCUGGACGAGCUGUUCAUCACCGGGCCCGUGUCCUGGGGCAACGCCGGUGGUCUGUUGGGCAUGAUCCUUACUAUUGCCGACGUCAUCGCCCUACGAGCGGCACCGGAAGACAGUAAAAAGAAAAUGAAGAAGAAGAAGGACCAAGGGCUGUCCUUGAUCCCGAGUCUGAAGAUAUACGCCGCCGAAAACAUCACACAGGUCCUCGCUACCGCACGAAGAUUCAUCUUCCGAAAAGGCUUGCCGCUCGAGGUCCAUGAGUUAAACCAUAAGCCGGCGCAAGAAACCCCCGGGCAAAGAGCACCGGACUUCGAGGACGCCAAUGUCAGGGUCUGGUCUGUCUCGGUGAAGCCAGAAGGUCAGCCCAAGUCUCAGGGUCGUAAGAGAAGCCACGACGACAUGCUCGCCCAAGAGGACGGCCGGCCGAGCAAGCAAAACCUAGAUGAAAACCAGCUGGAGGAGAAUCGCAAGAUCGUCCAGUCUGUCGUCGGCCACAUGUUCGAGUCAGAUUGGCAACUGGACGCCCUCGUGGGGACAACGUUGCACAAGGUGAAGCUUCCGGCCAAAAUAUUCGUCAAGGGUCCGGACGGCAAGAUCACCAACUACGAUGGGCCCAUGCCGGGAGAUGAUGGCUCCGUUCCAGACAUCCCGGUGUUCACGCGCACUCCAUGGCCGGCAACCAAGAUAACACAGUUACCUCCUACAUCACCUUCGAAACAGUCCUUGUCAUACAUUGUCCUGCAGCAACCUCGAAGGGGAAAAUUCAAACUCCAGGAAGCACUCAGACUCGGAGUAGCCAAGCCUGACUUCAGCAAGCUUACUGCCGGCGAGACGGUCAAGGGCGCUGGUGGAGUGGAUGUGACUCCGGAGAUGUGCAUCGAGCCCACAAUUGAAGGUCGCGGCUUUGCCGUGAUCGAUCUCCCUGACCUGUCCUACGUAGAGCCGUUCUUGGCCCGGCCCGAGUGGACCACCGAGUCGCUCGUCAAGAAUGUCGAUAUUAUGUAUUGGAUGUUGGGACCAAAUGUCGCCCAGGACCAACGGAUACGAGACUACAUGAAGGCCCAUCAGGCAGUCAGACAUAACGUCUUUGCACCAGGUAUCAGUCCCAAUUACAUCUCCAUGGAGGGUGCGGCGGGCAACUCGAUCAAGUCUCACCAGAUCGACCCCGAUAGAUUUCCCUUGCCCGUCUACAGCAACGAGAGCAAGGCUGAAGCGUCAGAGGUCUUUGUGACGGCAAGCCCAGGCGCCAAGGUGCAACUGGCCCCACGUCUAGUAUUCCAAGACGAGGAAUCAUUCCCCCCAAUGGACACAUUGAGUGUCGCUAGCGACAUGGACAAAGAGGUCCAGAAGCUAGCAGAUGAAGCGAAAACAACACUUUCCGAUACCAAAUUCCUAGAGGAGAUCGAGGAAUCCGAGAAGGACAUUCCAAACCGCGACACCGAGAUCAUCCCACUCGGUACGGGAUCUGCACUGCCAUCCAAGUACCGCAACGUCUCCGCGACCUUGAUCCGGGUGCCUGGCUACGGCAGUUACUUGUUCGACUGUGGUGAGAAUACCCUCGGCCAGCUUCGCCGCAUGUACGGCUACGACGGCGCGGACGAGAUCCUCCGCGACCUCAAGGCCAUCUGGAUCAGCCACCUGCACGCAGACCACCACCUUGGUACGGCCAGUUUCAUCAAGGCCUGGAACGAAGCCACCAGCGGAACGCGCAUCGCUGUUGCGUCCCACGUGAAUAUGCUCGAUUGGCUGCGCGAGUAUGCCUACAUCGAGGACUUCGGCUUCGAUCGUCUGUGCCUGGUGGAGAUCAAAGGCCGCCCCAAGGCAGAAUCCAAGCAGGAGCCCUGGAUCUGUACCCCGGGUAUCACGCGUGAGUUCGGCAUUACGCGCAUCGAUGCUGCGCGCGUCGAACAUUGCCACGGCGCGUUGGCUUGUGUGUUCACAUGGCCGUCAGGGCUGAGGAUCGCGUACAGCGGCGACUGCCGGCCGUCAUCGGUAUUUGCCGAGAUCGCGAGGGACUGCACCCUACUUAUCCACGAGUCGACAUUGGACGACGAGCUGGUGGAUGACGCGCUGUCCAAGAAACACUGUACCAUGAGCGAGGCGCUCGGCGUGGCGAAGGACAUGAGGGCCAGGAGGGUGCUACUGACGCAUUUCUCGCAGAGGUACCCCAAGAUCGCAAACACAUCGGGAGGUGGCGAAGGCGCCCCUGUGAAAGACCAGGUUGUCCUCUUGGCUUUUGACCAAAUGUGCGUCAAGCUGGGGGAUUUUAAGAAGGCUGCGCUGUUCCUGCCCGCGUUGAGGAAGUUGUACGAGGAGGAUGGAGACGACGAGCCUCCAAAGCUUGAUUAA
This is a messenger RNA of Diaporthe batatas, 4194 nucleotides long. RefSeq lists its product as uncharacterized. Gene Ontology annotation, biological process: mitochondrial tRNA 3'-end processing; proteolysis. The transcript is spliced from 6 exons. Gene Ontology annotation, molecular function: 3'-tRNA processing endoribonuclease activity; aminopeptidase activity. Gene Ontology annotation, cellular component: mitochondrion. Bases 1 to 4194 code for a protein of 1397 amino acids. NCBI's taxonomy places the organism in Eukaryota, Fungi, Ascomycota, Sordariomycetes, Diaporthales, Diaporthaceae. The record is from RefSeq and is a predicted model, not a curated record.